Molecule: messenger RNA, 630 nt
Organism: Rhizoctonia solani
Lineage: Eukaryota; Fungi; Basidiomycota; Agaricomycetes; Cantharellales; Ceratobasidiaceae
Exons: 3
Coding region: 1-630 (209 amino acids)
Source: RefSeq, a predicted model, not a curated record
AUGUCGUCCACUGCUCCCCAACCUAUCCCAGGCCGCGCUCGCUCUGCCUCUUUGUAUUCUCUCUCUUCUCUCCCUGGGCUUUCCAACUCCCCUAGUGUUUCUCCCAACUCGCCGACUCUGCCGCAAUUGUCACCCUCAUUGGCGGGCAAGUCAUUGACCCAGAUAUUCUCGGGACCUCAGUCUCCUCUCAAGACCACUUCGGCUUUCAAGUCCGAGGGUCCCGGCUUUAUUGGUAUGAAGCCAGGUGUCGUGGAAGAAGAUGAAGACGACCACUCGCACGACGAUUUUCAUGGCGAAUUCCCGGCCUCUCCACCACGUAGCCAUACCCGCCAUACCAGCAUUGGCUCUUGGGGCCGUCCAGGGGACAUGGACCGCGGCCAAGGUCUGCUGAGAAGACUAAGCCUGGGCUCUGCCUUUGCGCCUAGACCGGCGGUUGUGAACUCUUCUCCCCCGCAGAUUCAUCAGCCCACCCCAGCACCACGAGACAACCCCGUACUUCGUAAGCCCUCUCCACUCCGGGGCAAUGGCAACUCUCUUGGUCUGCAGGUUCAGGACCCAAUUAAACAGAGAAGCAUCAGCCCUAUGGGUGAGAGAAUGCUCAAGGGCCACUUUGACGGGUUCGGCAUGUAA